AUGCAAGAGUUCGACUACCACAUUGAUUACAUCAAGGGAAAGCAGAAUACAGUAGCUGAUGCAUUAUCGAGACAGUACCAGGAAGUGCACCAGACAUCAGCCAGUGUUGUGAAACAGUUGAUGGCAUUUACACUAGUAAAGGCGGAUGAAAAUAUUCUCAAAAGCCUUGAACGAGAGUACAGAAAGGACCCCGAUUUCAAGAAUGCGUUUGAAACCCCAACUGCUCCGUUCAGUAAGAACAAAAACCGCCUUUACUUUGAGAAUAGGCUCUGUAUUCCGAAAGGAAAGAUCAGAGAAAUCGUGUUGCACGACAAUCACAAAUCUCUCUUUGGUGCACAUCGAGGAUUCAAAAAGACCUUACAAUAUGUCAGGAGACAUUUUUAUUGGCCUAGCAUGAACAAAGAACUACACGAAUACAUCAAGACAUUCCCAAAGUGUCAAGAAGCCAAAAGCCUAACCCAGAACAAACUGGGAAAAUUCAGACCAUUUCCGCCACCACUAAAGAAAUGGGAACAGAUAUCUAUGGACUUCAUAUUCGACCUCCCGAGGACGAAUACGAACAAAACUGCUAUACUUGUUGUUGUGGACAAACUCUCGAAACACAUGCAUUUUGUUCCAAUUGAAUCAAACCAUACUGCCAAAGAUACAGCAGAGGUGUUCUACAACGAGAUAUACAAACAUCACGGUCUUCCAAGAAAGAUAAUAUCAGACCGUGACACAAGAUUCACAAAUGGACAAUCAGAAAGGGCAUUCAGAACAUUGCAAGAAAUGCUACGUUGCUUUGUUAGCUAUACGCAAAGAGACUGGAGUAAACACCUACCAGGACUCGAGUUUGCGUACAACAAUCACAUAAGUGACACAACUAAACAAACUCCUUUUUUCCUAGAGUAUGGCAAGCACCCACUCUCUAACAUAAGAAGAGCUAAUGAAAUAGCAAAGCUGUCCAUCACAGCUUCGAACGAACGAAACGCCCAACAAGUCAACAAACACAGAAGAGAUCAUUCAUUUCACGUAGGAGACCAAGUAAUGCUCUCGACGAAGAACUUACCACUCAAGACAGGAAGAAGCAAAAAGUUAUCACCGAAGUACAUUGGACCAUUCGAAGUCAUCGACAUCCUGGCGUCUGGAAACGCAUACAAGUUGCAACUACCAGAGAAAUAUCAAAACCUUCAUCCUACAUUCCACAUAUCUCUUCUCAAGCCAUACUACAAUGAUCAACAUAGAAGAACUAUCGGUCGCGAGUCUGCAUUUCAGACCGAAGACAAGAUGCCGCCUACAAUUGACAUCAUUUCCCACCGCAACACUCAAGACUCUAUCGAUUUCUUAGUAUCAGAAAACUCAGGAAACAUACUUCAAGACAAAUGGAUUGACGAACAAGACCUUCCAAGCCACAAGCCUUCUAUUCAACGUUACUUCGACUCCAUCACCUACUACCCACCUCCAAGCUUAUUCGAGGACGAAUAA
This is a messenger RNA of Chondrus crispus (carragheen), 1464 nucleotides long. RefSeq lists its product as hypothetical. The transcript is spliced from 3 exons. Bases 1 to 1464 code for a protein of 487 amino acids. The record is from RefSeq and is a predicted model, not a curated record. Gene Ontology annotation, biological process: DNA integration. NCBI's taxonomy places the organism in Eukaryota, Rhodophyta, Florideophyceae, Gigartinales, Gigartinaceae. Gene Ontology annotation, molecular function: nucleic acid binding.